GAUUUAGUGUCUUAAAAAGUGUUAAAAUUUUCACUGUUUUCAAGUAUGAAAACUGACAAAUGACAUUUCAAUACUGCACUUGGAUUGACUUUUCGAAUACUGACCUGAUCGAGCUUAAAGAAAUGGAAGACCCAAAUAAUUAUUUAUAUAUUUCAUUAUUAACGUUUAUUUGAUCUUGAGAAUGUUAAGUUGUGUGUUUCUUUUAACGCGCUUAUCGGAUAUAACCGAACUAUUCAAUGCACUUGUUAAACAAAAUACAAUAACCAAUCGUAUUAUAUAGAUUCUCAAUAAUCUUAUCGGAUAGAUGGAUUAAACCAAUAGAGGAUUUACAUUCUUUUUAUGGGAUGCGAUGUGGAUUUUGCAACUGUUUUUUGAUUGGUCCGGUCUAAUAGACCACGACCACAAGAGAGGAACAGGACUCCCAUCACUUCCACAGUUCCACGUAGUCACUCCCCCAUCCACCCACCCGCCCAUUUACGCCCGAUCCAUUGAUCAUCCGCCCCCUUCUCUCUCAUCCUCUUCGCUCUCGCCAUUACUGCACUCCGCUUCUCAAUGCUUCAUCAACCCCAACCUCCCACAAACUCCUCUUCUCUCCCUUCCCUCUCCCAUUUCCCCACUUCCCCAAAGCUCCACCGCUACCACCUCCUACUUCCUCUUCCUCUCCGCGCCCAACCCGCCUCCUCCCACCUCUCCCUCUCCCUCUCCCUCUCCACCGGAGAAACGCCCAUCUCCUCCUCCUCCUCCUCCUCCUCCUCCAAUGGUGGUGGCGGUGGCGGCGAGGAGGGCGCUGAGGAGGUCCUCCUCCUCUCCCUCCUCCGCCAGGGUCGCACUGACGAGGCCUACGAGGCCGUGUCCCGGUCCCCUCGCCUCCCCAGCAACGCCACCUGCCUCAGCCGCCUCCUCGCCCAGCUCGCCUACAUGAGGGGCUCCCCCUCCGCGCUCCCCCGCGCCCGCGCCCUCGUUCGCCGCCUCCGCGACGCGCGCCUCCUCCACCUCCUCGACGCCAACUCCCUCGGCCUCCUCGCCUCCGCCGCCGCGCGCUCCGGCGCUCCCGCCUACGCCGCCUCUGUCGUCCGCACCAUGCUCCGCUCCGGCUACCUCCCCCACGUCAAGGCCUGGAGCGCCGUCGUGAGCCGCCUCGCCUCCUCCGACGACCCCGCCGACGCCCUCCGCCUCUUCGACGCCGUCCUCCGCCGUCUCCGUCGCCUCCCCCCCGGCCCGCUCGCCGCCGACGCCCGACCCGACGCCGCCGCCUUCAACGCCGCCCUCAACGCCGCCGCCAACCUCGGCGACGUCCCCAGGUUCGCCCACCUGUUCGACGAAAUGCGCGCGUUCGGGGCCGCCCCCGACGCGCUCACCUACAACGUCCUCAUCAAGAUGUGCGCGCGCGCCGAGCGCGGCGACCUCCUCGCCCCCGCCCUCGCUCUCAUCGUCCGCCGCGGCGUCAUCCCCUGCAUCACCUCGUUCCACUCCCUCGUCGCCGCGUACGUGGGCCUCGGCGACCUCGCCGCCGCCGAGAGGCUCAUCCAGGCCAUGCGCGAGCGCCGCGCCGACAUCUGCUCGCUUCUCGCGCAGUCGUCGCCGACUCCCGCGCGGGUAGAGCCUCACGCCCUUCUCGAAGCCAUCGUGCUCGGCUCGCACGACGCCGCGGCGGCGCCGCCGCCGCUGCUGCCCGCGACCUACGCGCCCGACGCGCGCGUCUACACGACGCUCAUGAAGGGCUACAUGCGCGCGGGGCGCGUCGACGAUGUGGUCCGCACGAUCCGCGCCAUGCGCCUCGAGCCCGACCCCGCGAGCCGCCCCGACGACGUUGCCUACACCACCGUCGCCACCGCGCUCGUGGGCGCCGGCGCCGUCGACCGCGCGCGCGGCGUGCUCGACGAAAUGGCGCGUGACGGCGUCCCCGCCAACCGCGUCACCUACAACGUGCUCCUCAAGGGCUAUUGCCAGCAGCUGCAGCUGGACGAAGCCAAGUCACUGUUGCGCGACAUGGAGAAUCGACUCGGAAUUGAGCCCAAUGUGAUCUCCUACAACAUCCUCAUCGACGGGUGCAUCCUCAUCGACGACAGUGCAGGCGCGCUGGCAUUCUUUAAUGAGAUGCGUGAGCGCGGAAUCCCGCCGUCGAAGGUCAGCUACACGACUCUGAUGAAGGCGUUCGCCCUAUCGGGCCAACCGAAACUCGCCCACAAGGUGUUCGACGAAAUGUCCAAGGAUCCUAGAGUUAGAGUUGAUAGAGUAGCUUGGAACAUGUUGAUAGAAGGGUACUGUCGACUGGGGCUUUUGGAAGAAGCCAAGAAGAUCGUGGAGAAGAUGAGGGAGAGCGGGUUCCAGCCCGACGUGGCUACCUACGGUAGCCUCGCCAACGGAAUUGCUUUGGCGAGGAAGCCCGGAGAAGCACUUUUGCUGUGGAAUGAGGUGAAAGAGAGAUGCGAGGGUUCGCCGCCGCUGAAGCCUGACGAAGGGCUUUUGGAUGCAUUGGCUGAUGUGUGUGUUCGUGCGGCUUUUUUCAGGAAGGCACUUGAAAUUGUGGCUUGUAUGGAGGAGAAUGGGAUAUCGCCGAACAAGACCAAGUAUAAAAAAAUUUAUAUAGAGAUGCAUUCGCGGAUGUUUACAAGCAAGCACGCCUCGCAAGCGAGGCAGGAUAGGAGGAAAGAGAGGAAGAGAGCGGCUGAGGCGUUCAAGUUUUGGUUAGGGCUUCCGAAUUCUUAUUACGGCAGCGAGUGGAGGCUCGAGCCCUUUGAUGGGGAUAAUUAUGAACUCACCUGAUUCUCGAUUCGUAUUUCACACUACUUGCAUAAUUGGCUUAUGAACAUUCAUGGAGGAAAUAUGCCAACGAAUUUGAUGCCAAAUCCUAUUUCGGUUCCGUCAAAGCAAAUUAAAACUUGGAUUUGGCGAGGGCAAGAGAAGAUAGGAGACACCAGUGUUCUGGAUCUACCAAGCAUGUGAUUUGCUAUAGCUUGGUUGCUUCUGGAUCUUCUUAAAAUUGUGAAAAUGAAAAGAUCAUUACUGUUGUAUGUAGUCCAGUUAUUAUUCUUUUGAAUAGUGAUACUGCAUUGUUUUCAUCAGGAUUCUGAUACUCAAUAAUAACCAUUUUGCCUUCUUAUUUACAAA
Molecule: messenger RNA, 3111 nt
Organism: Ananas comosus (pineapple)
Lineage: Eukaryota; Viridiplantae; Streptophyta; Magnoliopsida; Poales; Bromeliaceae
Product: pentatricopeptide repeat-containing protein At3g09650, chloroplastic
Exons: 1
Coding region: 553-2766 (737 amino acids)
Molecular function (GO): protein binding
Source: RefSeq, a predicted model, not a curated record